GCUACCAUUCCCAGCCUCACAGUCCAAAAUUUGUGUUCACUGUUCAUUAGAAAAGCCCGGAAGAUAGUAAUGUGAGUGGGAAUCACACGCACGCACAACUCCGAUUGGAUGGCUGCUCCGGCGGUGGAGGGUGCAGCAGUGACGGCACUGCGGGCGUUGUUGCACCGAGUCAGGCAGGCGGCGGAGAGGUCUGGCCGCCGGGCCGAUGACGUCAGGUUGGUGGCAGUCAGCAAGACGAAGCCCAUCUCUCUCAUCCGCCAAGUCUACGACGCCGGUCACCGAUGUUUCGGCGAGAAUUACGUCCAAGAGUUCGUCGACAAAGCGCCUCAGCUUCCUGAGGACAUUGAGUGGCAUUUUGUUGGGCAUUUGCAGAGCAAUAAAGUGAAAUCACUUCUGGCUGCUGUUCCAAAUCUUGCCAUGGUUGAGGGUGUAGAUAAUGAGAAGAUUGCAAAUCAUCUGGAUUGUGCAGUUUCAAGCAUUGGAAGAAAGCCUUUGAAGGUCCUGGUCCAAGUGAAUACCAGUGGAGAGGCAUCAAAAUCUGGUGUUGAGCCAUCAGCAUGUGUAGACCUCGUGAAACAUGUUAAACUGGGCUGCCCAAAUCUUGAGUUCUCUGGCUUAAUGACAAUAGGGAUGCCAGACUAUACAUCAACUCCAGAGAACUUCAAGGUGUUAUUGAACUGUAGAGCUGAGGCUUGCAAAGCAAUUGGAAUGGCAGUGGACCAAUGUGAGCUUUCAAUGGGCAUGUCUGGUGACUUUGAGUUGGCGAUUGAAAUGGGCAGUAGCAAUGUGAGAGUUGGAUCAACCAUAUUUGGACCAAGAGAGUAUCCGAAGAAACAAUGAAGUAGUAAUCUUCAUGCAUCCAGCUCUUGCUUGUUCAUGAUUAGACUGUAUAUUCAUGUAAUUCUUAAACUGUUAGAUCCUUAUAAGGCAUACACCUCUCAUCUGAUAUGUUUUGACUUUGUAUAUUCAUGUAAUUCUC
Molecule: messenger RNA, 979 nt
Organism: Ilex paraguariensis (yerba mate)
Lineage: Eukaryota; Viridiplantae; Streptophyta; Magnoliopsida; Aquifoliales; Aquifoliaceae
Source: the annotation of a GenBank genome assembly